Messenger RNA from Gongylonema pulchrum, 1167 nucleotides. NCBI's taxonomy places the organism in Eukaryota, Metazoa, Nematoda, Chromadorea, Rhabditida, Gongylonematidae. The record is from the annotation of a GenBank genome assembly.
AUGACUUUUUCCCAAAAAAUCGAAUUUUCCAACGAAAAAUUUAAGACGCCGUGUAACGGUAAAGCAGCUGAUCUCAUACAUGAAGAUGGCAUACACAUUUUGAUCAAUAUGAACGGUUACACAAAAGGUGCUCGAAAUGAAAUAUUCGCACUUCGACCAGCUCCAAUUCAGGUUAUGUGGCUUGGUUAUCCGAGCACUUCGGGCGCCCCGUUUAUGGAUUACAUGAUCACCGAUGCUGUAACUUCACCGAUGGAUCUUGCUUACGCAUACAGUGAGAAGCUUGCUUACAUGCCGCAUACAUUUUUCAUUGGUGAUCACGCUCAAAUGCUGAAGCAUCUCACGGAGCGAGUCAUCGUUAAGGAAAAGAAUGAUAGAAAUGUAUUGGAAAAGGAAACAGUUACAGUUGUGAAUUCAGUGAAUUUGGAACCACUUUUAGCAAAAGCUGAAGUAAAGGAAAAGAAUGAUAGAAACGUAUUGGAAAAGGAAACAGUUACAGUUGUGAAUUCAGUGAAUUUGGAACCGCUGUUAGCAAAGGCUGAAGUAAAGAAAAUGGUACGAGAAGCGGAAGUAACACAUGGCCCAGAGCGUGACGUGAUCAAAACAGAGGUAGUGCUUCCAGUUAUUGAGGUACCAACAACCGAACCACUGAAACAGAUGAUUGGUUCUGGACUGGUUCGCGCUGAUAUGGAAGGUGUACAAGUUCAAAAUGGUCUUACUACUCUCAGCCAGAAAAUGGUACGAGAAGCGGAAGUAACACAUGGCCCAGAGCGAGACGUGAUCAAAACAGAGGUAGUGCUUCCAGUUAUUGAGGUACCAACAACCGAACCAUUGAAACAGAUGAUUGGUUCUGGACUGGUUCGCGCUGAUAUGGAAGGCGUACAGGUUCAAAAUGGUCUUACUACUCUCAGCCAGACUCAUUUAAAAGGAGCAACAGGUGAAGAGGUGCCACAUGCCAUUCUGAUCACCUCACGUCAGCAGUAUGGAUUACCGGACGAUGCUAUUGUGUUUUGCAAUUUCAAUCAACUUUACAAAAUUGACCCACCAACACUGUCGAUGUGGUGUGAUAUCCUGAAAUUGCUGUACGCGCUUGGUGUACCGGAAUUGGUUGCCAAAGAUCGUGAGGAUUAUGUUCGAAUUGCUGUGAAAUUGGGCACUGAUCGUGAAUAG